Melampsora larici-populina 98AG31 is the source of this 912-nucleotide messenger RNA. RefSeq lists its product as uncharacterized. The coding region runs from base 1 to 912 and encodes 303 amino acids. Lineage: Eukaryota; Fungi; Basidiomycota; Pucciniomycetes; Pucciniales; Melampsoraceae. The transcript is spliced from 6 exons. The record is from RefSeq and is a predicted model, not a curated record.
AUGACCGUCUGUCAUCCUGAAAGUUUUAAUUCCAAAUUGAUUGUAUCAUUUGUCUCUAGAAGGCGGCAAAAAAACUUUCCUGACGCAGCAAGUGAUGCGCCUGCAUGUGCGACGGGAAGUACUUCAAGCAUCGAUGCACCCAUUGUGACCGAAGAUCAGUCUACCGCCACAACCACCGAGAUCCGUAGUUCAACUGCCACAUCACGAUAUCCCCAACUUGAUUCACUUCAAGACCUUCAAAACUUGAAAACACUGAAACCACCAACUCCACCAUUCUUCAAAUUGAACACAGCUUCACGCCAUGCAAAACGAGCUGCGUCUUCCGAAGUUAAACAAAGCCUAAACAGUACUGAACUGGGUUCGGAUGUUUGUGAUAUAAGUUCAAAGAUUUCCAAAAAGAAGAAAAUUGCCCAUCUGUCUCGUACUGUCAUUAAACCCACCAAUUCAACUGGGGCUGCCAUUCAACGGAGUACCCAUCCAUCGGCACCUGGUCACUCAAUCUCAAAUACGACUCUCACUUUUGACGACAAUGAGAAGGAUCUCAAAGACUUGCACAACUCUCUCGCCACGCCAGCCUUGCCUUUACAGAACGCCGUCACCAAGCCAAAUGCUUCCAAACGUAAUGUGAUCAAACGACCGCCUGUCUCCGAUCAAACUCAACACCAAAGUGUCUCUCAAAAGCCAUCAGAUUCUGAAACGUACAAGAUCCAAAUGCUCCAAAAAGAUAAAGAUUGCCUCAAGAAAACCGCACAAGUUACAAGUACACUUAAUCCAAAACUCACUCAUUUGGAAUCUCGAGUGGAGACCUUGCAGCGCCGAUUCAACAUAGAUCACGAGGAGAUUGUGACACAUGGUCAGAUUCUCGAGAAGUUAAUGGCUUCAGACGACGACGACGACAAGAGUUGUGAUUAG